Scophthalmus maximus (turbot) is the source of this 5709-nucleotide messenger RNA. It is a transcript of the gene dlgap4b, whose product is annotated as discs, large (Drosophila) homolog-associated protein 4b. Gene Ontology annotation, molecular function: molecular adaptor activity. Lineage: Eukaryota; Metazoa; Chordata; Actinopteri; Pleuronectiformes; Scophthalmidae. The transcript has 17 exons. Gene Ontology annotation, cellular component: glutamatergic synapse; postsynaptic specialization. The record is from RefSeq and is a predicted model, not a curated record. Gene Ontology annotation, biological process: signaling. Bases 732 to 4325 code for a protein of 1197 amino acids.
CGUGACGUGCAAACAUUUCAGACUUCCGUUGCUGGUCAAUCAGAACGAUUGACACAUCUCUCAAAAGUCAAGAGCCAGUGGCAUCGACGGACAGCCUUCAACUUCCCGCCAACAACACUGAAGUCGCGAACUAUGAGGAAGCGAACACACCGCGUGGAAAAUAUUGAGUCAAAUACAAAUAUCACAUCAAAAACGCCCCCCCGGAAGCAAAAACGGAUGGGAACGGGAAGGGUACCAUCUCGAAGUGACGAGUAAUCUCCGUGCGAGCUAACGGCAGCGGACGUGUGGAUUAAAAGACAAAGUCGUGACAGAACAUCGAAGCGCGUCUUGACGAACAGAUGCCCUGCUUCGGGAAGUUACGGACACAACCGGGAUCCAUCCUCCGAGUCGUCCCCUGCUGUCCCCGAGAGGCGCGCGCACGCGAAGUGUGGAAAGACAGAACUGGCAGUAGCAGCAUUGCGGCAGCAACAGCGCGUGGUGCACACGCACACACGCAACCGCAGCAGUGCGGUGAGGUAGCCAUCACGCACAGUUGAGGAUUUCUUCCUCUCUGAGCCCGUUCGUCUCUGACCAAGGCAACACACUCUGCACUCCCAUCAAUAAGGAAACCCUGAAAAUCCCUCUCAGAUCGAGCCUUCUGAGAAAUGAGCUGCCAAUGAGUCUCGCUCAAGUUCAUCAGUCAACGCUAUUUGGCCUGGGAGUCUUCUAGAGGGUAGGGCCUCCUCACCAACAUGAAGGGGUUGGGGACCAACCGUAACAGACACCUGUCUGACUCCUGCGAUCCUUCCUCAGGCCAUCCUGAGGCCCUCUACCCUCAGAAGACGAGCACCCUGCCACGCAGCCCUUACCUGCUGAGCCCCACAAUGGACCACUAUGGCACCAUGGACCCCCACCUCUACCCUUCGGCCAACCCGGGCUCCUUUCCACCAGAGUGCAUGCUGCCCCUCAACAACCAGCUGUCAAACAGCAGUACCUUCCCCAGGAUUCAUUACAACUCCUACGACCAGUCUGACUUCUCCCCACCUGGGGACAGUAUCGGGGGGAUAAGUACAGGGACCAUGGGGACAUCAAUGUCCAUGGGCAUGGGAACAGGCAUGGGCAUGGUGGGGUUGAGUGGACGAACUCCUAUGAUUACUAGCGGCUCAGCGACUAUAUCACAUCACAUGACCAAGAAUCAGGCACCCCCCAGUCUGCUGGAGUUUGACAAGCAGCUAUCUGGAGGGCGUGACGGAUUCAGCACAUUGCAGUUCCAUCGAUCAUCUGCUGUUGCUGCCGCCAAGCAGCGCACAGACAGUCCUGGUCGAAUUCGUUACAUGCUGCACUCAGUGCAGAAGCUCUUUGCUAAGUCCCAGUCACUGGAAAGCCACAACAUGAAAGGAAACAUCAAUGGACGAUCGACCGGCAGUACUGGAGGCUCGUCUGGCACCGAGGACGGAGGGAAGCAGAAUCGCAGAUCCAAAAGUAAAGAUCGGAGUACAAAGUCAGAGGCGACUGCCAAGAGACGGCCUCGCUCCAACAUGUCAGGUUACUGGAGCUCAGACGAUUUGGACAGCAGCGAUCUGAGCAGCUACCACAACACCAUGGCCAUGAUGACUCUAGGCCGUCCGACUGGCCACGAGAGCCAGAGCAGAUACAUCCACAGUGGGUACAAUACUGUCAGCUCCUCCAAAAGCAGCAAUGAAAUGAAGUAUCAGGGACAUCCCGGGCCUGCGGUUGGAGGAGGUGGUGGACUAGGUGGAACAGGGGGUAUGUUAAUAAAUGAUAAUGACUAUAUGAAAGGAGGGUCCUGGUCCACGUUGACCAUGGGCCAGCCGAGACCAGUGAUCCAGACGGGAUCAGCUACUCUGGACAGGUCCAUGCUUAAGUCCAAAUCCUGCCAACAGGAACUAACGUGCAACUACCUGCAGGUUGGACGAAGGGGUGACUGGAGUAGCACAUUAGGCCACAGCGGGGGUGCCAAUGAAAUCCCAUGUCGGCGGAUGCGCAGUGGCAGCUAUGUGAAGGCCAUGGGAGACCUGGAGGACAGCGACGACUCGGAGGGAAGCCCGAAACCCUCUCCAAAAUCUACCGCUCGCCGCCAGAGCUACCUCAGGGCUACGCAGCAGUCUCUGAGCGACCAGCUACCCCCACGCAACAGAACCCUGGAUUACACCUUGUUGCAGGGUGAGCUGGAUGCCCUGUGGUCUCCACUCCACAGUGUGUCCUCCCUGCACCAGCUGGGCAGGUCAAUGAGCAGCUGUCUUCCAUCUCUCAGAGAGCUCUCCAAUAACCGCAGCCUUGACAACCUCGACUGCAUCGAGGGUACAGGGUUGUCUCUGCCGCGCUGGGAUGAUGAUGACGACUUUAGCCAGGUCUGCAGCACCUUGGGCAGACGUAGCUGCAUGGGACAGCUACGGGACUUGGAACUGAGUCGUCAUUAUGAGGACCGCAGCUCUGAGUCCACAUUCAGAGAUUCCCGAUCCCAUUCUCAGGACAACCCAGAGCCUCCGGACUUGCCCAUGCCGACAUGCUUCCGAUCUCGCAGCCACAGCUACCUGAGAGCCAUCCAGGCUGGCUGUUCACAAGAUGAUGACACAGCGUCCAUGGACUCUGGCUGCUCACCACCUCUGACUGACUCCACUGUCCGCACCUACAACACCAGCACUGACGGCCUUUCUACCCAAUGGAAGACAUGGAAAGAACAGUUUGGCUCUUACCUGAUAGCCACAGGCUUGGACAAAGCCCCAAAGGAGAAACAACUUGCAAUUUUUCUACAGCGUUUUGGGACAGACAGACCACGCAUCCUACCCUCACACACAGUUUCUUCAUGCAUAACCACCUGUAAGAAGAUUGCUCCUCCACCAGUGCCUCCCCGCACGACCUCCAAGCCCUACAUCUCUGUGACGGUACAGAGCAGCACAGAGUCGGCCCAGGACAACUACCUGGACCAGCAGGACCGGAGGUCGGAGGUCAACAGCCAGUCCAGUCACGCUCACAGCAACUCCUCUGACAGCCUCAAUAGCACCCGUGCCAACAGCCUGGCCCGGGGGAUUCCCCGCCCUCCGCACAUCAUCCCCACUCCUAUCGCCAUCCCGAGAGAGCCAAUUGCCCCCACCACCGCCAAUGCUUCCACCGAGACAAGUGACUCAGUAGUCCAGCAUGAAUCCCUGAAAUCAGGAUUUAAUAAAGCGAAUCUUGUGGCAGAGGAACCCCUAGUAGCCCCAGUACCCAGACGGAAACUGUCCUCCAUUGGCAUACAGGUUGACUGUAUUCAGGAAGUUCCACGAGAGGAGACCCCACCACUGGCCAAAUUUCAGUCAAUCGGAGUACAGGUGGAGGACGGUUGGCAGAUCGGACGCUCCAGUAGCAUGGCCGCAAAACAAGAAACCGGCUCAGGCACACAGGACAUCCCUGUUAUCUCCCAUUUCAACAAUACCAAACCCACAGAAAAGAAAAUCAUGAUCAAUAGUGCAAGCCAAUCCAUGAGCUCCCCACCUGGACAGGACUCUUUAGACAAUGGGGACACUACUGGUGACACCACCUCCUCACCACCACCACCCAGGCAAAUCCUCAAGCGCUCAACCACACGAAGUAGCUCCUCCUCCUUUUCAGAAAGUCUGGACCCGGCGCUCGACCCCUCAUCUCUGCCACCUCCAGACCCCUGGCUGGAGAGUGGGAAUGGUAGUAACAGCAGUGUACCCCAGAGCGGAGGGGGGGGGGCACUGUGUCGGAGAGACGGCCACUGGUUCCUCAAGCUGCUGCAGGCGGAGACCGGACGCAUGGAAGGCUGGUGCCAGCAGAUGGAGCAGGAGACCAAAGACAACCAGCUCUCAGAGGAGGUGCUGGGGAAGGUUCGCAGUGCAGUAGGAAGUGCCCAGCUCCUAAUAUCCCAGAAGUUCCAGCAGUUCCGGGGACUGUGUGAACAAAACCUGAAUGUGAAUGCCAAUCCACGAACGACAGCCCAAGACCUGGCUGGUUUCUGGGACCUGCUGCAGCUCUCCAUCGAGGACAUCAGCCUCAAGUUCGACGAGCUUUACCACCUCAAGUCCAAUGACUGGCAGCUCGCGCCGUCGGCGGCUGCCCAGUCGCCCCCUGAGCGGAAGGACGAGGAGAAGGUGACCCCUCCAGCAUCAAAGAAGCCCGGUAAGGGACGACCGUCGCUGGGCCGUGAGAAGAGUGCCGACUCUUCCUCCACUUCUUCUUCGGCCUCGGCAGAGAAGCAGAGACAGGAGGCUCGCAAGCGUCUGCUGGCUGCCAAGAAGGCGGCUUCAUUUCGGCAGAACUCAGCCACAGAGAGCGCAGACAGCAUUGAAAUAUACGUCCCCGAGGCCCAGACUCGCCUCUGAGAGAGACGCUGACUGAGAAGGAUGUAGGGUCGGAUCAAAGGAUAGAUGAGUGUCGCUGAAAUACCUGCAAAAAGUAGAGGAGAACUUUUGCAAUGCAAAUGAGCUACUCAGAGUAAACCUGGAUGGAGGUGGGGGGAGGAGAGAUCAGAUUCCCAGAGACGAGUGGUGGGGGUCAAUUUGGGCAUUUUGUGCCACAUUCAAAUAGUUAUAGGCUGGUCCUGGUGGCAUCAUACACUAUCAACUAACAAGACAUUUAACUCGUGGACUUGACAGACUAUAAAGCAGGAGACUUGUCAUUUGAGGCUGCCAGUAAAAACUUAGUCGACGAACUUUGUAAUUUCUUGUUACUACUCUUGAUAUCAUAAAAUUGUUAAUGAAGGUAAUUACGAUGAUCAUACCCUAAAUUAUCCACACGAAGACUGUUUUAAACGUUCCUCUUUCUUGGCUAUAAGAUCUAUUAAGUGGACAGAAGACGAGAAGUUGACCCAUCCUUGUCCUCUCUUCCCAGAUCAUUGGCCAUCUUGUAGCUUUGCACAGCACCGCCUUGUGGCCAUCACACACACUGCUCACACUGACGUCCACUGCACCACACUACAAACUCACACUUAUGUACGUCUUCCUUGUAUUUAUUUGUUUGCUUUACUCGUCCCCCUGUUUUGUAUAAAAAUCCAAUUAGAUCAGGUUAUUGUGAAUAUUUUUGGUAUCAAUGAAAUUGAAAGUCAGGUUUGAGGAGAUACUCUUAUGGUUCCUAGCAAUUAACUCUUCUGUAUGUUCUUCAAAAAUGUUUGUUUUUUUGUGUCAAAAGAUUUUAAACACUGUUGAGAAUAUGUAAAGCAUAGUUUCUUUAUAGUUUAGAAUGAGAGCACAUCCCAUUUUUAACAAUGACCAAGCAUGAGGAUCUCAGUUUCUGCCAGAAUGACGGUGGCUGAUGUUAAAACUGAAUAUUUUCUUUUGUAGGGAAAAUAUUAAGUUUCUUUUGCUUCUCUCUGUUCCAUUAAGUUCAUGUCUGUGCUGUUACUGCAGAUGCGUGGAUAUUUCAGUCUGUCUGAGGCUUCAUUAAGUGCUUUUAUUAACCUCACUUAGCAAUUCAACUCGUACGUCUCAUAUCAAUCUAGGGCUUUUAUUGCAUUAACGCUGCAGGCUGAGUGUGCAGGAAAGUACUGUUAUUGUUUGUGGGGACACAUUAGGACAUGUGUCUUACCAGGGUUUUUUUAUUCUUUGGUUCAAAAGCAUUUAUGAUUUGUUUUGCCACCAUCACUUGACAAAAUCAGUCUUAGUCUUUAGUUUAGCCACUAUUGUUUCCCCCUCCCUUGAACAUCGUCCAAAGUAUCUGCACUUUUUUUUAUUCAAAGAAAAAUAUUUAAUUAAAGCAUUCCAUACAUUA